AGGCGGGACUUCCCGUACAGUAGUGCAAGUAGUCCAACAUGGCGGUUAUGUCGCUUGUCUGAGAGUGCAGUUUAAACCGCGGAGAAGUUCCGAUAGUUUAGGUCGAUUUCAGUGGCUGAGAGUGUACUUAGAGAGUUUGACGCCUGGAGACUGCGGAUAUCGGCUUUUGGAAAUGAAGGGAAAAGAGCGGUCGCCGGUGAAGAAACGUCUUCGGGCGCCAGAUGAUAGCAGAGAGCGAGGAGGGAGCCACCCGAGCGGCAAGAAGACAGGAGCCCUGUUGACGGUUGGCAGCAACAACGGCAACGGCUCCGCUCAAAGCGGCGCCUCUUCCAGGAGGAGUUUACACAGCGACAAAAGAGACAUGAGGGACUCAGACGGACAUAAUUCAUCCAGUCGGACUGGUAGCGGCUACGACUACGGAGUUGUUUCGGGGAACAAGCCGCACGUUGGCGCUGACACCGCCGCGGAGACACCCAGGUCCGGUUCACGCAGCGACUCGCGGCCUACGUCAAACGCUGAAAGUGAGUACAAGACUCUCAAAAUAAGUGAACUGGGCUCCCAGCUGAACGACGAGGAAAUAGAGGACGGACUGUUUCACGAGUUCAAGAAGUUUGGCGACGUUAGUGUUAAAAUUAGCCGAGAAAACGACGAGAGGGUGGCGUUUGUGAACUUCAGGAGGCCUGAUGACGCCCGGGCGGCGAAACACGCCCGCGGCAGGCUGGUGCUGUACGACCGGCCUCUGAAAAUAGAGACGGUGUAUAUGAACAGACGUAGAAGCCGCUCCCCUGUUUCAAAAGACAGUUUCCCCUCAGGACACAGGCACCUUCACACUCAGAGAGCUCUGUCCCCAACUGGUUUGGGGUACAGAGACUACCGGUUACAGCAGCUGGCUCUGGGCCGUCUCCCCCCUCCUCCUCCUCCUCCCCCGCCACCUCACAUAAGAGACCUGGAAAGAGAAAGAGACUUUUCUGUUUACGAGGCCAGAAAUAGACCACCGUUCAUCCCUGAAUGUGCUGCUUUCCGCGACGAGGACCUGAUGACCCCUGAAGAUGACCAGAGGGCAAACAGGACUUUAUUUCUGGGCAAUCUGGACGUCAGUGUGACAGAAAGUGACCUGAGGAGGGCGUUUGACAGGUUUGGAGUGAUAACCGAGGUGGACAUUAAGCGGGCGGUGAGAGGUCAGACCAACACCUAUGGAUUCAUCAAGUUUGAGAAUCUUGACAUGGCUCACCGUGCCAAAGUCGCGAUGGCAGGGAAAGUGGUGGGCCACAAUCCGAUCAAAAUCGGCUACGGCAAACCCACACCCACAACCAGGCUGUGGGUGGGAGGGCUCGGACCCUGGGUUCCACUCGCAGCACUGGCCAAGGAGUUUGACCGUUUUGGCACCAUCAGGACUAUAGACUACAGGAAAGGUGAUUUGUGGGCUUAUAUUCAGUAUGAAAGUCUGGACGCUGCUCAGGCUGCAUGUACUCACAUGAGGGGCUUCCCUCUCGGUGGCCCUGACAGGAGACUCAGGGUGGACUUUGCGGACACAGAGCACCGCUACCAGCAGCAACAGUUUGUGCAGCUCCCUCUCCCCCUGCCGCACUAUGACUUAAUCCCUGAGCCCUUUGCCCACCGCCUCACUGACUCUGUGAGAGUGAGAGACAGGUCUCCUCCGCUUCCUGGUCGCUUCAGAGACCGAGAUCUCUACUCCACUGCUGAAUGGUCCGGCCUGGGGGUCCACGACAGGAUGCGAGGAGCAGGUUUUGAUCCCAUAGAUCGUCUGGAGAGGCGUUCACGGGAGACCUGGUCAUUAGAGCAUGAGCGGGAGUUGCAAAGCAGAGACCUAAGCCGCAAAAGGAGACAUUUGGAUGAUGGCUGGCGGCUGGAUCGCUCACCUGAGAGCGGUGACUAUGGUCAACGCCGGCAUGGCAGCUCACUGGAGCGCAGCCCUGGGGGGAGCAGCCGAGAUGGGGGGCGCUACAGUGACCCUGAACGCCUGCCUCGCUCUGGCAGAGCCUCACCUGUCAGAGAGCGGCAGAACAGCCAGGACAUUGGCUUUGGAGACAAGAGAAGGAGAACACUUAGCCCGACUGAACCAGGCUCAUUCUCAGAUAAAGACCGCAAACGCAAAGCCAGUGACUCUUCUAAGAGCCCAGGGAGGAAGGAGGACCGCUCCGAACAUCCCUCAAACUCCUCUUCCUCCAAAUCUAACCAGCAGUCUAAGGUGGCAGUUGGAGGACAGAAGCUGAGUCAUGUCUGGCAGGGUGUCCUCCUGCUGAAAAACAGCAGCUUUCCCACAUCACUGCACCUGCUGGAGGGGGAUGUGUCGGUGGCUACCAGUCUCCUGGUGGACGGCGCCACGGGGGGUCAAGUGUCCCAGCUGAAGAUCAGCCAGCGCCUGCGCCUGGACCAGCCCAAGCUGGAUGAAGUCUCCCGACGCAUCAAGGUUGCCGGCUCCAACGGAUACUCCAUCCUCCUGGCCAUGCCCGGAAAGGAGGGAGGGACCCAGGACACCGACAUCUCCACAGAGAGGCCGCUGAAGAACCUGGUGUCCUACCUGACGCAGAAGGAGGCGGCUGGCAUCAUCAGCCUCCCUGUGGGGGGCAGCCGUGACAAGGACCACGGAGGAGUCCUACACGCUUUCCCCCCUUGUGAGUUCUCAAAGCAGUUCUUGGAUGCCUCUGCCAAAGCCUUUGCCAAAUCAGAGGAUGACUACAUGGUGAUGGUCAUUAUCAGAGGAGCAUCAUGAAAAAGGAAAAAAAAGCAAAUUAGAAAUGUUCUUUUCACCCUUAUGAACUGUUAAACGUUGAGUUGUGUAAACAGGGAGAAGUAAUGGUAACAAAGCAGAAUAAGCGGAAAUGACAGGGCUCUGAUUUUAAGUUCCCUAACCUGCAUGGUAGCCUGUAUCUCAUCCUGUUGAAGGCUUAUCAAAAUGAAAGUCACAUUUAAUUGAAUUGAAUACAUUCUGAUAAAUCAAUGGUAUUGAUUAAAUAACACAGGCAAGAUUUUGCCUUCUGCUAUUUAAUGAUUAAUGUACAUUACUUGAAAGGUACUCAGCUACAGUUCUGUGAAUCAUUACUAUAUUUUGCCUUAUCUCAUUUAAAACCAAAACACAUUUCCUUUAUAUCAUUUCAUGCAUCGCCUGACUGUAACAGAAAACAUGUAAGAUCCAAAACAGCAUUUAGCUUUCAUUUUAUCCGUACUCAGCUUAGAGUUAAUGUGGCAAUCUCAAUAGGUUUGUAGUACUACAAUGUUUGUGCAGCUGGGCUACAGAAUAGUUUAAUCAAACCAAUGUACAUAGAAAAAUUCUCUUGAUUAAUGAAAUAUAUCUAUCUGCGCUAAAGCUUUACUCACUGCUCAUGAAUAGGCAGCUUCCAGAUGUGCGCUUGUAUUUCUUUUUGCUGACCAAGUAAAAAUCUAAUGUCCUGACUUCCUAAUUCACAGUUUCAUUAUGAGAGCUUUGUUAUUUUUUGUCAGGUUUGGCCAGUUCUGCUUAAAGCUACAGAAAAGUGUGGGGAAAAAAUAUCUUUGUACCUAUAAUUCAACAACAACAUGGCUGUAUUAGUCGUCCUGGUGUCUGGCCUCCACAGACUAAAUUGUUUUUAAAUACCUUAAUCAACAUAAGAACGUUAAAGGUUAUAGUGUAAUAAAUUACAGUUAUAUCAGUGCCACAUCUGGAGGUUAUGUGACUUUACAAGGUGAAAUGAAUGCAGUUUUUCACAUAGCACCUGUGUGUAGGGGGUGGACACAAGCAGCAAGAGCCUGUACAUUAUACUGCAGUUCAAUACAGUCGUUUUACUAAGAAUACUACCUUUGUAAAGCUCCAGUUUCGUUAAAAUGGCAGAGAGAGGCUAAGAGGCGUGUUAUAUUGAAUUGCAUUAUAUUGUAAGAUAUUAUUUAGGAUUUCAGCAGUUAUUUUCAACUUGUUAAACCAGUUAUUUUCUAAUUGUUUGAUCUUAAAAAUCAGUGACAUCUUCAAAUAAUUUGCUCGUACCAACAGUGUAAAUUCUUUGUUAUAAUGUAAGCAGAAGAAAAGCAGCACAUAUUCACAUUAGAGAAACUUGAACAAUCAAAAUGUUUUGACACAGAGAAUUAAUCAGUUAUCAAAAAUACAGAUGAAUUUUCCCUCAGUCAGCUGAUGAAUCUGCUAAUACUAAUAUUAAUCUUGUGUCCUCCCCCUUUUAUUGUUGUUUUAUUAGCAUCACAUUCAAUUUGGUUCAACAGUUAUUGGUUGACUAAGUCCUUCACUUCGGUUUUCUUCUGUUAUAAUCCACUAAGUACUACCCCAACAAAGCAUGUACUGUGAAAAAAAAAGAUAAUGUAACCUAUAAAUUAAGAGCUAUAUGUAUGCCAUGCACAUUUCUAACAGCUGAUCAGGAGUCAAGUAGAAAAUACGGCUAUACUAUCAGUGGACUUGUGUGAUACACAUCUCUGAAUGCAUCAGAGGAGGGGAGGCCGCUCUGCUGUGGCCUCUCAUGCCUUCCUCUGAAAGGACUGUUAAUGAUUUGUUUUUUUUAAUGCUUUGAUUUGAGUACUGUGUUUCAAAUGGAAAAAUGGAGAUGAUUUGUGCUGUAUACUCAGGAUAUCUGGAGAGAGAAAUGGAGAACAUCAAUGCUCAUGGGCCUAAGAAGUAUACCUAACUGUCAGAAAAAAAACAAAGUGCAACAUGCACUUCAUAGAUUUUGUCUCAAUAAAUUUACUCUUUCGUGGGAAACACAAGUGCCUUGGAA
This is a messenger RNA of Lates calcarifer (barramundi perch), 4715 nucleotides long. Its product is annotated as RNA-binding protein 15-like. Gene Ontology annotation, molecular function: mRNA binding. Lineage: Eukaryota; Metazoa; Chordata; Actinopteri; Centropomidae. Gene Ontology annotation, biological process: regulation of alternative mRNA splicing, via spliceosome. The record is from RefSeq and is a predicted model, not a curated record. Gene Ontology annotation, cellular component: nucleus.